Siniperca chuatsi (mandarin fish) is the source of this 2103-nucleotide messenger RNA. RefSeq lists its product as uncharacterized. The record is from RefSeq and is a predicted model, not a curated record. The coding region runs from base 845 to 1615 and encodes 256 amino acids. NCBI's taxonomy places the organism in Eukaryota, Metazoa, Chordata, Actinopteri, Centrarchiformes, Sinipercidae. The transcript has 8 exons.
UCCCCUCAGGGAUCAAUAAAGUAUUUCUGAUUCUGAUUCAAAUGUCCCAGAGCUUCCCUUCUACAGGUGUUGGUGAUGUAAUCCUGUGCUACACUCUGCACCUGACCUUGUGGUGGACAUAAGUCAAACUGCUGAUCAGGUGUAGGGAUCUUCAGAUCAGGAGCUGAAUGCAAAGAUGGAGAGUUUCAGCGAUGAGCCAAUCAGAACACUGUCCCUUUGUGAUGUAGACAGCUGACUUGAGUGGAAUCAAACAGUCACCUGACAUGUGACCCUUUCUGCUGUGGUGAUUGGUUCGUAGCAUUGAGGGCGGGGCUACCUGAUUCAGUGGAGAGCAACACAUUAGAUCUUUGAUCAAGCCCAAAAAGUCUUUUCCGGCAUCCCCUGUGGCCCCCACCGCCUCAGCCUAAACGCACUAGACUGGUAUUUUCGCCACAGCGCCUGAUUUGGUCUGGAACCAGAAAGACUCAGGCGGGACUGCGUUGUAAGUCAACAAUCACACACUUCAGUGGAACAUUACAUUUCUGUCCGAGCCCGACCCACAACAUUAGUUUUGGGCCUGAACCCGGCGGGUCGGGUCCAGUCGGGCAGAGAAUCAAAGCUCUACAGCACAUUACAGCAGACGAUGUGGUAACAGGAACCUGCAGAGGAGGAUUUUCGUCUUACAUACGUGACACUGCAUUCCAUUAAAGCAGGUAGCCCCGCCCUCGCUGUGAAGCAACAAUCAUGAGCAGCAGGGUGACCUGGAGCGCAGCCAAUGACGCGCUGACUGUGUUAAAAAGGAAGUAGUGAAGCUGAAGGCAUCGCCCUGCUGUUGAGAGUGACUGACAGUCUGCAUCCAGACAACAUGAAGGCUUCACCUGUGUCUCUGCUGCUCGGUGUGUCCGUGCUGCUGCUGUCUGGACUGACUGUUUCUGCAGUCUCUCUGAGGCUCAGUCCAAACCGUCCUCAGUUCUUUAUCAAAGAGUCGGUCUCUCUGAGUUGUGUUGAAGCUGGACAGACUGCUGACGGAUGGACGGUGAAGAGGACAGCAGGAGGACACAAUGAAGACUUUGGUGGUUCCUCCUGCAUCGUCUCCAAUCUCUCCCAAUCAGACACCGGCGUUUACUGGUGUGAAACCAGUUCUGGACAGAGGAGCCACCAGAUCACCAUCACUGUAACUGAUUCAAAAGGUCCUCCUCCUCCUGCUCCUCCUCCUCCUCCUCUCUCCUCUCGCUUCCUAAUAGUUGCAGCAGUUGCGGGUUCUCUGGUCCUGGUCCUGGUCCUGGUCGGAAUGGUGUUGCUCUGCAGGAAUCAAACAGAUACUGUCCGAUCUGUUCAAAGGAAACACACUGCAGGUCUCGGUUUGCUGGCUGCUGCAGGUGUGGCGGUGUUGCUGUAUGGACUACUUGUUUCUGCAGCCUCCGCUCUGUCUGUGCUCAGACUCUUCCGCCAUCUAGCGGUCAUCUGUCCAUACUGCGUCUCUACUGGUCUGAUGGUGUCGAUCUGCUGCAGCAGGACGACAGGAAACAAACCUGCGGUCUCCAUGGAGAUGAACCAGCGUGUCGGAGGAAGUCACCAACUGGAUGAAGAUUAUGAUGACGUCGCUGCUGAUGUCACCAAUGAGCAUGACUUCUGAGCUGUGAUCACAGCAGCUGUCUUUAACAUGGACUCUGAUCAAUAACAAGAUGGAUCUGAAGUCAGCUCCUGGAUCAGUUUGAACAUGUGAAAACUGAAUCACUGAUCAUCAUCAUCAUCAUCUUUCUUUAUUUUUCAGUGGUCAGAAACAUAAUGUUAGGAAACAUGUAGAAACAAACACAUAAGGUACCUGUGUAAGGAAUAACUGUGUUGCUUAGUUUGACCAUAUACCUGUAUGUUGUAGAAGCCCUGCUUUAUAAAAGGAGUCAAUCUGAGGGAAGCCAGAUUUUUGAAGACCUUCUAGGUCUUUUCCUUUUUGCUCAGACCUUUUGCAUUUUUGCAGACUUUUUAGACUUUAGGAUUUUGUUUGGUUUCUUUACUCUUUUUAUUCUCCUCUAGCUCAAAGUGUUAAGUUUCUGGACGUGGCUUUGUAUGUUUUGAAGCUUUGGUUAAUAAAACUUGAUAGAUAAUUUUGAUCUAUCGAAAGAC